Messenger RNA from Penicillium alfredii, 951 nucleotides. Its product is annotated as PIG-L family deacetylase. The transcript is spliced from 2 exons. Bases 1 to 951 code for a protein of 316 amino acids. Gene Ontology annotation, cellular component: endoplasmic reticulum. Gene Ontology annotation, molecular function: N-acetylglucosaminylphosphatidylinositol deacetylase activity. Gene Ontology annotation, biological process: GPI anchor biosynthetic process. The record is from RefSeq and is a predicted model, not a curated record. Lineage: Eukaryota; Fungi; Ascomycota; Eurotiomycetes; Eurotiales; Aspergillaceae.
AUGUCAAUGUCGGUCAAUUGGACCGCGCUGGCUGUCGCGAUCGCGGCGGUCUUCGUCUUCUGGAGCUUGUCGUCCACGUCGUCCUCGCCUUUCACGCGCUCCUUCCCGCGUCUUUACAACAAGCGGAUCUGUCUGCUGAUUGCGCACCCGGAUGACGAGGCGAUGUUCUUUGCGCCAACGGUGCUGGCGCUCACCAAGCCCGAGCUGGGCAAUCACCUGAAAAUCCUGUGUUUCAGUACGGGCGACGCAGACGGCCUCGGCGAAACACGCAAGAAGGAGCUCCAAAAGAGCGCGUUGCAGCUCGGCCUGCGCAGCGAAUCUGACGUCUUCAUCGUCGACGACCCGGCCCGCUUCCCAGACAGUAUGAUAGCGCAAUGGAACGAGAACGAGAUUGCCUCGCUACUAGCAUCGGCAUUCGCACCCGGCCUGGCCGCAUCAUCAUCCACGACCCGCAACUCCAAGAAACAACAGCAACAGCAACAAGACACCGCGCCAACCGCCACAAUCGACGUGCUCCUAACCUUCGACCGCCACGGCAUCAGCAACCACCCCAACCACCGCUCCCUCUACCACGGCGCCGUACACUUCCUGCGCGUCCUGAUGAAAGAAAAAGCCGGCUUCGCCUGCCCCGUCACCCUCUACACCCUGACCUCCACGACAUUUCUGCGCAAGUACGUCGGCGUCCUUGAUGCCCCGCUGACCAUGCUCCUGGGCGCCUGGAGCAAUCUCCUCGCCAAGUUGCGGGGUCCUUCCUCGCGCUCUGCCAGUUCUGCUUCUUCCUCGGAUCCCGGGCCCGCGCGCAUGCUCUUUGUCAGCUCUGUGACUGAGUGGCUGACGGCCCAGUCGGCUAUGGUUAAAGGCCAUAAGAGUCAGAUGGUCUGGUUCCGCUGGGGGUGGAUCUCUGUUGGUCGCUAUAUGACCGUCAAUGAUCUGCAGCGGGAGAAGGUCUAA